Messenger RNA from Cherax quadricarinatus, 1308 nucleotides. The record is from RefSeq and is a predicted model, not a curated record. Lineage: Eukaryota; Metazoa; Arthropoda; Malacostraca; Decapoda; Parastacidae.
GUCUGGAGAAAGUGGAGGCUGCGGCUGCGCACUCUUGACGACUCUUGUAUGUGGUUGUAAGAGUCGAGUCUCAGCGACUCCCGUUCAUCUCCCAGUCUCACAACGCAGUCUACGUUGUGAGGUGUUGCAGGAGACGCUUACUGACGCUCCCAGGGAGUAACAAUUAUCUCGGUACAGUCUUCAAAAUACUAUUGUUAAGAGCGUGCGAGGAAGGCAGCUCCGGGACAGGAAGUGAGUUGUGUGUCUGCCUACUAUGACGCAUCAGAGCCUCUAGACUUGGACUACUUUAUUCGGAUUAUUAACCCCAGAGGGUUAACAACCCCAGCAGGUAGAGAUGAACCUUGAUCCUGGCAUCGUGUGCUACCAGCACUGUGAAGGUCGUCUCUUCGGCUUCUCUCUGCCUCCCACCUGUCACCUCUGUGGUGCUGACCUCUCCGUUGAACCUCUCAUUACCCCGCCCUUCAGAGUGCCUUACCCCUUCGUGCGUGCCUCCCAGGCUCCUUGUACCAUCGUCAUCAAACCUUCCAGAGGAGACUUCCUCCACGACUACCGGAGCAGCAACGACUUGCACAUUGGUGUGACUGACAGUGAGGGCUGUGUGUUCGAGUAUGACAGUGAGGGCCUCCACUCAGACUACACCUCCUCCUGGAAACAGUCUCUCUCGGUUCCUAUUAUCACGGACUCGGCAAACCACCUUGACCCCGUCUGGCAGGAAUACUGGAACUUCAGUCUGCACACUCUUGCUCAAAACCCCUCGUGGUCCACGGAAAGGUACUCUGAGACCUCCUUCAACUGUUAUUCCUUUGUGCUGGAGUUCCUCAAGACUCUUGGGCCACCGGGUGUAAAUGUGAAGACAUUGACCAAGACGUCUCUCUGCGCAGAGCUGCUGGUCCCUCACACUGCCGCCGCCGCUAGAUACAUCUCUCUCUACCGCAGACUCCUCAGCCACAAAGUGGUGUCCGUCACCAAGUCGUCCUGAGGCCCUUUGCUAAACAACGUGUACCAUAUUUUUUUCCUUGGUAUAUAUACAGAUAUACUACUUGAAAUGAGGAUAUACGUAUUUAGGUAUCCACUAGAAGGUAUCCUUCAAUAGUUGCCCGAUUUAUUUUUCUUUCUUAAAGGUUUUCAGUUACAGCUUGAAUACCUUAUCCAGUUUACUUCAGAUUUUCAAUACUGAUAUACAGGACCAAGGAAAAGGUUCAUGCAAAUAUUGUUAUGAACAGGCGCCCGCUGGUCAGUGUUAUGUAGACUGUUCCAAGAUUUGGUUUCCAUAUUAUAAUUGAGUCUUCAGUCUUCAGUGACUACUGU